Symbiodinium sp. CCMP2592 is the source of this 2076-nucleotide messenger RNA. The record is from the annotation of a GenBank genome assembly. Lineage: Eukaryota; Dinophyceae; Suessiales; Symbiodiniaceae.
AUGUCGGAGCGGCGGCAGAGUAUCAGACGCACUGUAUGCUUGGACGAUGUCAGAGACAGAAUUGAUGUCCAAGGGCUCUGCCAGGUCGAGCUAGCGGCUGCUAUAAGGGCCCUUGCCUUCGAGCUACGGGGGCGGCUGGGCAUUUGGGCACCCCAGGCAUCUGAUGAGGUGUUGGCCAGAGUGGAAGACAGGCUGAAGCACAACGUCGUCGUGCAGGAUGGGCCGGAAGAAGCUGGGCAAGGGGAUUCGAAGUCGCCGGCCAUGUCAGUGGGACCUUGCGCAGAUGUUCCGUCUCCAACAUUCGACGAGAUUUCAGAAAGCGACGUGGCAGAGGUGCCCCACCUGACUGACCCGCUGGCAUCAGCAAAAUUUGCGAUGCACGCAGAGGUUGCGGCGUUUCAGCGCCAGUCGGAGAGGACCGAGCUGCUCCGACGCCAGGUGGCUGCGCUCGACAGAAAGUUCGAAACUGCAAGCACUGAUUUCCAACGGCUGGCAGAGGAGGCCGCUGCACUGGCCGCCUACAAGCUGGAAGCCUCGUUUCGUACAGAGCAGCUGGACUGGAAGAAAGAGCUGCAAGCAUCUCUGGACACAGUACUGGAGCAAAGAGAACACAUGGCAUCCAUGGCACGUGAAGCUGUAGAAGCUCGCUUUCAACAAGAGUUAGCGAAGCAGUUCAAGGCAUCGGAUGAAAACCUCAGCUCCCUCCGGAAAAACAUGGAUGCAGAAUUUGAGAAUUUCGCAGAGAAGGUUCAUUGUAUCAACUCCAGGAUCGACUCAGUGCAUGAACAUGUAGAGAAGGUGGACCAUCUGUCCUGCGAGAGAGCCAAGGAAGCAGCGCACACUGUGCGAUCCGCUUUGGUCGACUUUCGCAUGGUCGAUCUUCGCAAGCAGGCAGACACCUCCAAGGAGUUGAGGUUCCUCCUAUCCCGCGUUGCCAAGGGAAUGCGAAAGCUUGGCCAGUUUGCGAUGGCACUCCAUGGAGCGCCCAGAGCUCAUCCAGCGGAGCUGAGUGCCCUGCUGGCCAUUGAUCCAGGGACGAACCCUGCAGACUACUGGAGUGCUCGUCGGGGCUGGGAUGUCGAGGCCAUCAAGGCAGACAUUCGCAUCGCCUGCCAGCCUCGUGGAGCUCUGCCGGGCCAGAGAGACGGUACCUUCUCGACAUUGGCAUCUGCUGUGCGCGCACGCAGCGCUGGUGAAGGCGUGCAGCAAAGAUCCUCCCAGGAAGGCGUCACGAUUGACAGUGCAAGGUCAAACAAAGACCGGAUUGCACCCGCAGAUGGCAAGAUUCUCAAUUUGACUGUGACGCUGGUCGGCACCAGUUUCGGGAUGAUCUUCAACGGAGAUAAAGAGCCAAAGUACAACUGGGAAGGUGUUCGUCGAUGUGUCAAGGAGUUGGCCAGAAGAGGCUUCAAGAUCAUCGGCGUAAUUUAUCAAAGCUGGAAGGGAUGGGAUGGCGACGAGAUCGACUGGCUGCAUACACUGCGGAAAGCGGAAAUCCGAAACUGGUAUUCAUUUAGCCAAGACCGCAUCCACAUGAAGUACUUCUUUGAUUCAGAAGUUGGUUUCUUCGAGACCUUGGAUGGCAACGCUGCACGCGGGGCCAGUGAAGAGCCCGAGGAGCGCCGACCUCGCCAGGCCGCGGCCACGGUAAAUUACUCCAGUGAUGUGCAGUGCCAGGCCACGCAUCCACGACGGAAGCAGGCAUUCGGCACCAUAGAGGCAGAGCUUGCGCCGAAGCGCCUAUGGGCAACAAAGAUGGAUGUCAACACCUGCAAGGCUGGUUGGACUCCCUUGUGCACAGCCGCAUCGCAGGGCAAGGUCGAGUCUGUCAAGCAGCUAUUGAUGCUAGGUGCAGAUCCAAACAUCCCAAAUGGGUUCGGAGCACAUCCGGUUUUCUAUGCUCUACGCAAUUGGAGCCUGCGUAUGUUUCGGCUGCUGGUGAAGCACGGAGCAGAUGUACGACGUGCAAGGAGCGAGCGGGGAGAGUCUUUACAGGCUUAUGCCGAGAGAAAGGUGCAACAGGCGGCGGAGUCAAGAGCCUUCGGGGCUGCCCAUUUUUCAGCUGCAUCGUGCCAG